CCCAGCCCCGCCCCGGGCGGCCGAGCCCAGCCGCGCCGCUGAAGGGCACCGGCGGCGGCGGCGAGGCUUCCCCGCGCUCUCCCGCGGCUGGGGCGCGCCCGCCCCGCAGCAUGGAGGCUGGGAAGCGCAGCUCCUCUGCCGGCAGCCGGGACGAUGGCAGCGCUAACUCCUUCCCAGCCAAGCCGGCGGCUCCGGUGGAGAAAGCCCAGAGCAGCCCCGGCGGCGGGGGCAGCGGUGGCGGCGUGAAGGAGCAUGGCAACUCGGUGUGCUUCAAAGUGGACGGUGGCGGGGGCGAGGAGCCCGUGGUGGGCUUCGAGGAUGCCGAGGGGCCCCGGCGGCAGUACGGCUUCAUGCAGCGGCAGUUCACCUCCAUGCUGCAGCCGGGGGUCAACAAAUUCUCCCUCCGCAUGUUCGGCAGCCAGAAGGCGGUGGAGAAGGAGCAGGAAAGGGUUAAAACUGCGGGGUUCUGGAUCAUCCACCCCUACAGCGACUUCAGGUUUUACUGGGACUUAAUCAUGCUCAUAAUGAUGGUUGGAAAUCUUGUCAUUAUACCAGUUGGAAUCACAUUCUUCACAGAGCAAACAACAACACCAUGGAUUAUUUUCAAUGUGGCAUCAGACACUGUUUUUCUAUUGGACUUGAUCAUGAAUUUUAGAACGGGGACUGUAAAUGAAGACAGCUCUGAAAUAAUACUGGACCCUAAAAUCAUUAAGAUGAAUUACUUAAAAAGCUGGUUUGUAGUUGACUUCAUCUCGUCAAUACCAGUGGAUUAUAUCUUUCUCAUUGUAGAAAAAGGAAUGGAUUCAGAGGUUUACAAGACAGCAAGAGCACUUCGUAUUGUGAGAUUUACAAAAAUCCUCAGCCUGUUACGUUUAUUACGCCUUUCAAGACUGAUUAGAUACAUACACCAGUGGGAAGAGAUUUUCCACAUGACGUACGAUCUGGCCAGUGCUGUGGUGAGAAUCUUUAAUCUGAUUGGAAUGAUGCUGCUGCUGUGCCACUGGGAUGGCUGCCUGCAGUUUUUAGUACCAUUACUCCAGGAUUUCCCACCAGAUUGCUGGGUGUCCCUAAACGGUAUGGUUAACGAUUCCUGGGGAAAGCAGUACUCAUACGCACUCUUCAAAGCCAUGAGCCAUAUGCUCUGCAUUGGUUAUGGAGCCCGCGCCCCCGUCAGCAUGUCUGACCUCUGGAUAACCAUGUUGAGUAUGAUUGUGGGGGCAACUUGUUAUGCGAUGUUUGUUGGUCAUGCCACUGCCCUCAUUCAGUCUCUGGAUUCAUCACGGCGACAAUAUCAAGAGAAGUACAAACAAGUGGAACAGUACAUGUCAUUCCACAAGUUACCUGCUGAAAUGCGCCAGAAAAUCCAUGAUUACUAUGAGCACCGCUACCAAGGCAAGAUCUUUGAUGAAGAAAACAUUUUGAAUGAGCUCAACGAUCCCCUCAGGGAGGAGAUUGUCAACUUCAACUGUCGGAAGCUGGUUGCUACAAUGCCUCUUUUUGCUAAUGCAGACCCAAAUUUUGUGACUGCCAUGCUAAGCAAAUUGCGAUUUGAGGUGUUCCAGCCUGGAGAUUAUAUUAUCCGAGAAGGGGCUGUGGGUAAAAAGAUGUAUUUCAUUCAGCAUGGUGUUGCUGGUGUCAUCACCAAAUCCAACAAGGAGCUGAAGCUGACAGAUGGCUCUUACUUUGGAGAGAUUUGUCUUUUGACCAAGGGCCGUCGAACUGCCAGUGUACGAGCAGAUACAUACUGUCGCCUGUAUUCCCUCUCAGUGGACAACUUCAAUGAGGUUCUGGAAGAGUACCCCAUGAUGAGAAGGGCCUUUGAAACGGUGGCAAUUGAUAGACUUGACAGGAUAGGGAAGAAGAACUCGAUCCUCCUGCAGAAGUUCCAGAAGGACCUCAACACGGGGGUUUUCAACAACCAGGAGAAUGAGAUUUUGAAGCAGAUUGUGAAGCAUGACAGGGAGAUGGUGCAGACCAUCGCCCCAGUAAGCUUGCAGCAGAUGCCCGCCCUGAACUCCAGCACCUCUGCCUCAUCGUCAUCACGCAUCAGGACGCAGUCCCCUCCUGUGUACACCACCAGCAGCCUGUCCCACGGAAACCUGCACUCCCCCUCGCCCAGCACGCAGACGCCCCAGCAGGCUGUCAUCCUCUCGCCCUGCUCCUACACCACCGCCAUCUGCAGCCCGCCUGUACAGAGCCCUCUGGCUGGCCGAACUUUCCAGUACGCCUCACCGACUGCCUCACAGCUCUCCCUCAUGCAGCAGCAGCCGCAGGCACCCCAGCAGCCCCCCGGGGCUGCGCAGAAGAACGAGGUCCACAAGAGCACCCAGGCCCUCCACAACACCAACCUGACCCGAGAGGUGCGGCCCCUCUCUGCCUCACAGCCUUCCCUGCCCCACGAGAUCUCCACACUGAUCGCCAGGCCUCACCCCACUGUGGGGGAGUCCCUCGCCUCCCUCCCACAGCCCACCCCUGCCCCAGGCGUGCCGCCGGCUAGCCGGGCCACUGUCCCCCAGAGGGUCUCGCUCUUCCGACAAAUGUCCUCGGGAGCCAUCCCCCCAAACCGGGGUGCUGCGCCACCCCCAGCCCCCCUGCAAAGGGAUUCUUCCACAGUCUUAAGCACAGAGCCUGAGGGAGACAAACCGCGGUUCGCGUCAAACUUAUGAUCCCUGGUAACUGUGAGCAACAGACUUGUAACGAACCGAGCACCGCCCCCAGAACUGUUUUAGCCUGUUUCCUAAUGUACCCCAGCAGUCUACUAUUAGAAAACACUCUAGACAGCUUUGCCCUACAUAAAGAAUGUAAAAUUUAUAUAUA
Falco peregrinus (peregrine falcon) is the source of this 2817-nucleotide messenger RNA. RefSeq names its product hyperpolarization activated cyclic nucleotide gated potassium channel 1 (gene HCN1). Gene Ontology annotation, molecular function: voltage-gated potassium channel activity. Lineage: Eukaryota; Metazoa; Chordata; Aves; Falconiformes; Falconidae. The transcript has 8 exons. Gene Ontology annotation, cellular component: membrane. Bases 111 to 2666 code for a protein of 851 amino acids. Gene Ontology annotation, biological process: transmembrane transport; potassium ion transport. The record is from RefSeq and is a predicted model, not a curated record.